Messenger RNA from Pelodiscus sinensis (Chinese soft-shelled turtle), 1508 nucleotides. The record is from RefSeq and is a predicted model, not a curated record. Lineage: Eukaryota; Metazoa; Chordata; Testudines; Trionychidae.
GGGUUUAAAAUAAUAAUAAUAAUAAAACUUCCUGCAGUUGUCGGGAGAACAUGGGCCAGAGAUAUAGGAAGCAAUUGAAGGCCUUUAUCGAGGAAACGCAGGCUCAGGGGGCAGGAUUCCUGGCCGGCUGCGUUCCCCGCCGAGGAGCUGUCAGACGCCACAUGUCAGCAGCAGCAGCCAGGCAGGGGGAGGACUGAGUGUCCUUCGUCAGGGAGCCCAGAAGCAGGGAAACCCGCGUGUGACAUUCCGGCUCUUUCGGCUGCGUAGGAAUAAGCCUCCUCCCCUCCCCUCCCUGCAAGGUGAGGAUGGGAACCAGGGGAGCCCUGCUGUGGUUCGUGGUGGCUGCCUGGGCCGUGACGGCUCUGGGACUUGGGUCCCACCUGAAAGGGAAGGACAGACCUCAGCACCAGGUGCAGCAUGGGCCGUGCAGCUACACCUUCCUGCUCCCUGAGCUCGGGGGCUGUUACCCCUCGGCCGCCGAAUACCAGGUCUCCAACUCGCUGCAGAGGGACGCUCCUUCCGGGCCCGACCCCAAGUGGCCAGCCAAGCGGCUCCAGCAGCUGGAGACCACCAUGGAAAACAACACCCAGUGGCUACAGAAGCUGGAGAGCUACAUCCAGGAGAACGUGCGGCUGGAGCUGGCCGAGAUCCAGCUGCACGCGGUGCAGAACCACACCGCAGCCAUUCUGGAGAUGGGGAGCAGCCUCCUGAGCCAGACGGCUGAGCAGACCCGCCAGCUCACCAAGGUGGAGACGCAGGUUCUCAAUCAGACCUCAAGGCUGGAGAUCCAGAUGCUGGAGAACUCUCUGUCCACUAACAAGCUGGAGAAAGAGCUGCUGCUGCAGACCCAGGAAAUACACAAGCUCCAGGAGAAGAACAGCUUUCUGGAGAAGAAAGUCUUGGACGUGGAAGGCAAACACGAGGAGGAGCUGCAAGGGAUCAAAGCCGAGAAGCUGGAGAUGCAGGGCCUGCUGUCCAAGCAAACCCAGCUCAUCCGGGAACUGGAGCAGCACCUCGCCACGGCCUCGGCCAACAACACGGCGCUGCAGAGACAGCAGGCCUCCCUCCUGGACACGGUGACCCAGCUGCUGAGCCUGGUGUCUCAGUGCAACCAAAUCUCCCCGGCCCCCAAGGAGGAGCAGGUGUUCCAGGACGGCGGGGCCGCCUACAAGUCGGGCGUCACCGCCAGCGGCGUCUACACGCUGCGCUUCCCCAACUCCACAGCCACCGCCAGGGCCUUUUGCGACAUGGAGACCAGCGGGGGAGGCUGGACCGUCCUGCAGCAUCGGAAGGACGGCUCCGUGGACUUCCACCGCACCUGGAAGGAGUACAAAGACGGUUUUGGGUCCCCCUCUGGAGAACACUGGCUGGGAAAUGACUUCAUCCACCGGCUCUCCACUCAGGGCUCCUAUUCCCUCCGAGUCCAGCUCCGGGACUGGGACAGCAACGAGGCCUACUCCCUGUACGAGCAUUUCCACCUGGGCAGCGAGGAGCAGCUCUAUCGGUGA